This is a messenger RNA of Mesocestoides corti, 1602 nucleotides long. The record is from the annotation of a GenBank genome assembly. Lineage: Eukaryota; Metazoa; Platyhelminthes; Cestoda; Cyclophyllidea; Mesocestoididae.
CUUCACAAGUUGUCCAUACUUAAACCCCUUCUUCAUGCUGUAUAUGAAUGGAAGGAUGAGAAACGUUCUCUGGAGGCAUUAAAGGCAUUUUAUAAAUGCACCUUUGAAAUACAUUAUAUGGCUCUAGAGUGUGAGGAUGAGAUUCUUAUUCGAGGUGCUAGACAAGCAAUAGCUAUACUAAAAACACCUCGUGAUACUGAGAAGAUUGAAAUUUCAUUAGGGAUUCUGGCCAACUUGUCACGAAUGACAUCCGUUAUUCAUAAGGCUCUGCGGAGUCGGUAUUCAAAGAGUCCUUCUGUCAAGCUAACGUCUCCUAUUGCUUACAACGCGACACUUGUACAACUCCUUUCAGUUAUUACUCAGUCAUUGUCGGGAAUCGGGGUUGAGAAAUGCACUUUAGAGACUGUUUAUCGCAAUCGUGUGAUAUUACGAUGUGCCUCUUUGCUUGUUCAAAAAACAGCGGAAGCUUGCUGUUCUUUGGAUUCUGAAUCGGUUGGCACCUCUGCCAGUCAUGUUGCUCGACUCGCCUCUACUAUACACUCUCUAGCUCGGCACAACCUCGAAAGUAAUAUUCAGCUUUCUUCUUUUCUAAGUAAAGUCCGUAAAGAAAAAGAAAAUAUAGGUGAUACUGCACAGGCAAAUGUGGUGAUGUCGUCGAUGUUGCUCACAGUUGACUCCCUGGACCUGUUGCUUGUUUGCACCGAUUUUUUCUCAACUGCCUCACCGAUUUCACAAAAAUCCCCGGAUAACACCGGUCCUCUAGAUCCGGAUGAAACACGCAUAGAUUGCACGCCCCAGAUGGCUGAAAUGCACCUCCACGAAGAGGGCUCUGUUGUGGGUCACCUUCACAAAUGCAGCGAUGCUCUUCAGCACUGCCUCGAGACUCCGACAGUUGCUCCCAUGUUGGCGCUUGUUCUUGUUUUGGGAGACGAAGUCCCUAGUGGAAUUUUCUGUUGUCGAGCAGCCGUUCUCCGUCUGCUGAAAAUUGCACUCAACUUGGAGAAAUUCUCUAUAUCUACGUAUAUCAAUUAUUGGUCAAAAGCAACUAUUUCGGGAUCGGAGGCCAUGGCUAUUUGUCAACAAAAAAUUGAGCUUCUCAAGUCAAACGAGGCCGUGCUGGAAGCCGAUGUGGCAGCCAAAACAGAGGCGCUGCGCGCUUCGGACGCGAUCGCGGAACACUUUCGAGCCCGCGCCCUCCUGGCCGAAUCGCAGGUCUCGCGUCUCCUGCGCCUGCAGAUGAGUGCCCUGGCCAACGCCGAAGACAGCCGAGCCGACAUGGAGGCGCAACGUGAGCACAUUGCUAGACUUGAAGAGGAGAAUAAACGCCUCUUUGACGAAUUGGCUUCUAAACAGAAGGAGUGUGAGAAUUUGCAGUCGACGCGGCUGAGUCUGCAGAACAAAAUAACGAACAUGCGUGACCAAAACAGAGCCAUGGAUGCGACCAUCGACAAUUACAGAAAACAGCUGGAUGAGGCGAAACAGGUCAUUCAACAAAAGGACACUGAGAUUCAACAGUAUACCCAUUUGACCCGCCUCAUCAAUGAAUUGACUGGCAAUAGGGUAUCUCCUGCUGACCUGACAGUGACAAAAAACCCGAGCUAA